Messenger RNA from Pediculus humanus corporis (human body louse), 474 nucleotides. Its product is annotated as Cyclin-dependent kinase inhibitor, putative. The transcript has 2 exons. Gene Ontology annotation, cellular component: nucleus. Lineage: Eukaryota; Metazoa; Arthropoda; Insecta; Psocodea; Pediculidae. The record is from RefSeq and is a predicted model, not a curated record. Gene Ontology annotation, molecular function: cyclin-dependent protein serine/threonine kinase inhibitor activity. Bases 1 to 474 code for a protein of 157 amino acids. Gene Ontology annotation, biological process: regulation of cell cycle.
AUGCGGAGAGUUAUGCGGGGCGGAGGUCAUUUAGAUCUCAGCGAAAGUGAAAUACGGUCCCCACGCGAUAACAAUUCACUUGAAAGAAUAAAAAAAUGUUUAUUCGGUCCGAUUGAUCACAAUGAGUGUAAGUUAUACGUGCAGCAAGAAAUGGAAAAGCAUCGAGAAAAAGCGUCGAAAAAAUGGAACUUUGAUUUCAAAACAGGUAAACCAAUGCCUUCAAACGAGGGUAAUGUUUACGAUUGGAAAAUUUUAAAAGAAAAUGAAACUGUUCCUCAAGCUUAUGCUCUUACUAGACUCCCAUAUUUAAGCCAGCACGCUGCUGACAACUGCACUGUACUAAAAUCUUCCGAUUUGGAUGAUACUCAAAAUAAUCCAUGUUCAAGCUCAUCGAUUACCUCGGCUAAAAAAACUCCCAAGUGCAAUAAGCAAACUGUAAUCACUGUUAAACCAGUUGUAGGUUGCAUAAAUUAA